Molecule: messenger RNA, 1499 nt
Organism: Rhodamnia argentea
Lineage: Eukaryota; Viridiplantae; Streptophyta; Magnoliopsida; Myrtales; Myrtaceae
Exons: 12
Coding region: 68-1150 (360 amino acids)
Source: RefSeq, a predicted model, not a curated record
CUUCCUUCAGUUCUGCAUCGUCGUCAUCAUCUUCUUCUUCUUCUUCUUGUUUCAGUUCAGUUGAAAGAUGUUGGCAUCAUUCGCUCCUCACCCCAAAUGCCUCGCCUCCUCCUCGAUUGUCGGUCCAGACGCGAGAAGACGAGUCCCAAGCACUCGAGCUUCGCUGAAUCGCGAACGAGACGCUUCUAAACAUCGGUCGCAAUCGGCUUCACCUUCCUCGUUGUCAUCGUCCUCGUCCUCGUCUCCUCCCUCUUCCGGACAGCGCAGGCGGAGGCGGCCUCAGAACGUGGACGGCGAUUUCUUCGUAGAUGGUUCGUGCAUAGAUUGCGAUACUUGCUGUUGGAUGGCUCCGCAAAUUUUUACAAGGGUUGAUGAGAUGUCUGCAGUUUUCAAACAGCCGGCCAACAAGGAGGAACGGCUAAAGGCUCUACAGGCCUUGAUUUCAUGUCCAACAAGUUCAAUUCACACAGACAAGCCAGCUCCUGAUGUUUUAAUGGCCCAUGAUACUUUUCCAAUCCCUAUUGAUGAGCAAAAACUGCUGGGAGUGUAUCACUGCGGGUAUCAUUCAGAGAAAUCUUAUGGAGCUUCUUCAUACUUGAUUCUCCGUGCUGAAGGAAACAUUCUUAUAGAUAGUCCCAGGUAUACCGGGAGACUUGCACGUAAGAUUGAGAUGCUUGGUGGCGUGCACACAAUGUUUCUAACCCACAAGGAUGACAUCGCAGAUCACAAAAAGUGGAGGGAGCGGUUAGGUUGUUACAGGAUUUUGCACUCUGAUGAUCUUGAAGUUUCAACUGCUGAGGUAGAGAUAAAAUUGGAAGGAAGGGGGCCUUGGAAUCUCGGCCGGGACAUAGAGCUUAUUCACACUCCAGGACACACGGAAGGAUCAGUUUGCUUGCUGUACAAACCGCUGGAAGUAAUAUUCACGGGAGAUCAUUUAAUAAUGACACCAACGGGAUUAAGCAUAAUUGAACAGUACAACAGAUGUUCAGUUGCUGCACAAUUAAAUAGCGUCAAGAAGUUAGUUGACUUGGACUUCAGGUGGAUAGUACCAGGUCAUGGUAGGAGGAUUGAAUUCAAAAGCUCACUUGAGAAAGAUCUGGUUCUGAAAGAAUUUGUGCAGCAAAAGUCGAGUCAGUUUGCUUAUAUCUAAGCAAGGAUUUCAAGACAGUGGAUGCACAUGGAGAUUUAUUCAUCUGUGCAUAUUGGAGGCGAAUGCAGAACUCAGAAUUUUGGCUCGCUUGCAUGUAUUCCAAAUAACGACGUUGAACCCACAGACUGUUGUCCAAUUGCUCAGGAAUUUUUCUGUACCAUCUGAUAACUGUUUUGGCCCCAUUAACAUUCCUCUUGCUAUUGAGAGUGUGCAUCCAAAGUUUGUUUAGAUGGCAGUAGCGUGACAAUGAGCCUGAAAAGCUGUGUAAAAACGUCGUCACCAUUUCCGAUGACACUCAGUAAUCAGAAAAUAGAAGUUAGAGAGAACAGUGCCACUCCUGACAGCUUAA